AUGGAUAUUCGAUCGUUUUUAAGUAAAAAAAAAUCUGAUGAAGAUAAUGCAUCUGCUGUGCUUGAGCCACACACAUCGAAAAACACAAGUGUUUCUGCUCAAAAUGACAGUAUUGCACAAAAAAGGAAUUUUAAAAUAGAAUGGCUUAAACAAUAUCGAUGGUUAGUUUAUUCUAGACAUUUAAAAUGCGGCUUAUGCAAACAUUGUGUUGUUUUUCGUCCUGUCGUUAAAAGAGGAUUAUUAGGAGCGUUCAUUGUUAGUGAAUUUACCAAGUAUAAAGAUUUUCUUUUUCACGCAAAAAAACAUAUGCAAUCUGAAUGGCAUAGGGAUUCGGUUUCUCAAUCAACAGAUUUUUUAAAAAUUAUGUCCGACAAAGAAAAAAGUGUUAUAGAUCAAUUAAAUAUUGCUCAACUCUCACAAAUUGAACAAAAAUAG
Molecule: messenger RNA, 435 nt
Organism: Acyrthosiphon pisum (pea aphid)
Lineage: Eukaryota; Metazoa; Arthropoda; Insecta; Hemiptera; Aphididae
Exons: 2
Coding region: 1-435 (144 amino acids)
Source: RefSeq, a predicted model, not a curated record